Messenger RNA from Cicer arietinum (chickpea), 1337 nucleotides. RefSeq names its product zinc finger CCCH domain-containing protein 14-like. The record is from RefSeq and is a predicted model, not a curated record. Gene Ontology annotation, molecular function: mRNA binding; metal ion binding. NCBI's taxonomy places the organism in Eukaryota, Viridiplantae, Streptophyta, Magnoliopsida, Fabales, Fabaceae.
CGAAUCCAAACAGGAUAGGGCAGGAGGUGGAGGGUUGCAUUCGUGUCACCUCAUGCGUAUAUAUAUAAGCAAAAAAUGGGUAAAUAGCUAUGUGGUUCGAUGUUCGUUGUUCGUUGUGUGUGCUUGAAACCCUAGAGUUCAAAUUGGACGAGGUUUUUGCACUUCUUCAAUGGAUCGCAAGAGGGGAAGACCUGAAGGUUCCUUCAAUGGCAAUGGCGGCGCCAAGAGGGGAAGAAUAGAAACGGAGUCCUUUCAAUCUGGUUUAGGAAGCAAAUUGAAGCCAUGCACAAAGUUUUUCAGCACCUCUGGAUGUCCAUUUGGUGAGGGAUGCCAUUUCCUGCAUUACGUUCCAGGGGGAUUUAAAGCUGUCUCUCAGAUGAUCAAUGUUGGUAGCAAUCCUGCUAUUCCACCAAUUGGUAGAAAUCCAAAUGUUCCACCAUCAUUCCCAGACGGGUCUUCUCCACCAGUUGUUAAGACCCGAUUGUGCAACAAGUUCAAUACUGCCGAAGGUUGCAAAUUUGGUGAUAAAUGUCACUUUGCCCAUGGUGAGUGGGAGCUUGGCAGGCCCACAGUCCCUGCAUACGAAGAUACUCGUGCCAUGGGACAAAUGCAAAGCAGCAGGGUUGGUGGGCGAAUUGAGCCCUCACAUCCACCUCAUGGACCUGCUGUCAGCUUUGGAGCCUCAGCCACUGCAAAAAUUAGUAUCAAUGCUUCCCUCGUUGGAGCUAUCAUUGGCAAAAAUGGUGUUAACUCCAAGCAAAUUUGUCGUAUAACGGGAGUUAAACUUUCCAUAAGAGAACAUGACUCAGAUCCUAACCUUAAAAAUAUUGAGCUUGAAGGCAGUUUUGAUCAGAUCAAACAAGCUAGUGCCAUGGUUCAUGACCUUAUUCUAAAUGUGAGUUCGGUCUCUGGUCCUCCAGGGAAAAAAAUUAGUUCACAUUCUUCUGCCCCUGCAAACAACUUCAAGACCAAGCUGUGCGAAAACUUUACCAAAGGAUCCUGUACUUUUGGGGAAAAGUGUCACUUUGCUCAUGGAAUAGAUGAAUUACGCAAGCCUGGAAUAUGAUAGAAAUUUUAGUUUACAUGGUUUUUAGGCGAGGAUUGAACUUGCAUAAUUUUGUAGUUGUUAUCUAUAAUUUUGUCAAUCAAUUUUUAAUUUGCCUCAUGUUAACUAGUGGGGAUUGGGGAAAUCUUACCUCAGCUUCUAAAAUUCAAUCGUCUUCCUUUGUAACCAUAUUUUUUAAUACUUGUAUAAGAAUCAUAAAGCCAAGAUGUGGUUUCAGUUCUGAUUUUCAUAUUUAUUUGUUAUGCUAUGGGAUUAAGCUUACCGUAAAAAA